AUGGUGACUUAUACAAACCAUACCAACGCCGCCGGUGGUGAUGAUCAUAACAACAACAACAACAACAACAAUAAUGAUAGUAGUAGUACGGAAAAUUUUCACGGGACAGGAAGCGGCGGUAGUGGAAGAAGUAGUACGAGUACUAGCAGUAGUUCUUCUUCUAAUUACUGCGUAUGGCUUGUUUGCAGCGUCAUGUUUCUAGUGUCGUCGGUGAUGGUUGUGGCGGUUUUCACCAUCGUCUCUUCUUCUUCUUCUUCUUCUAUUGCUGCUUGGUCACCACCUUUCAAAUUCUCAGCAUUCAAGUCCGCCGGAACAACGACGAAAACAGCCACGCCUCCAAAUAUUUCCUCCUCCAAAUCACUGGCCUACUAUUUCAUUCCCAACAACAUCAUCUCUGCUGCUGCCACUACUACUCUUACUGCUAAUGCUACGACUACUCCUCCACCUGAUCCUCACCUUCCUUCCCCAAUUAUUCUCACAAGGCAAGAGAUUCUGGAAAGAGGACUUGCAAAAGCACGAGCAGCGAUUAGAGAAGCCGCAGCUUCUCAUCGGAAUUUUUCUGUAACCGCCUUCUCCGCCCAUAUUUACCGCAAUCCUGCUGCGUUUUUCCAUACAACUGGGAUUCGUGGGUAG
Messenger RNA from Coffea arabica (coffee), 633 nucleotides. Lineage: Eukaryota; Viridiplantae; Streptophyta; Magnoliopsida; Gentianales; Rubiaceae. The record is from RefSeq and is a predicted model, not a curated record.